Messenger RNA from Cucurbita maxima (winter squash), 2257 nucleotides. RefSeq names its product cyclin-dependent kinase E-1. Gene Ontology annotation, molecular function: cyclin-dependent protein serine/threonine kinase activity; RNA polymerase II CTD heptapeptide repeat kinase activity; ATP binding. Gene Ontology annotation, cellular component: mediator complex; nucleus. The record is from RefSeq and is a predicted model, not a curated record. Bases 228 to 1688 code for a protein of 486 amino acids. NCBI's taxonomy places the organism in Eukaryota, Viridiplantae, Streptophyta, Magnoliopsida, Cucurbitales, Cucurbitaceae. The transcript has 16 exons. Gene Ontology annotation, biological process: protein phosphorylation.
GAGUCGACUGUAAAAGGUCUGAAGUAAUUUUGUGUUGAACGAACACAAAUAGCCACAGAAUCAGAGACUUUGAUCAAUUCAAUUGGAAUCCGUUCGAAUCCUGCAGUAGUUUGUUGCAGUAUAUACACGCCAAGCUUCUUCCUUCUCCUGGAGGGUUUUUCUCGCGCGGCUGAAGAGUUCGGAAGAAAAAAGAAAUGGUUCCGAUGACGGCCCUAGCUUAGGCGGCCAUGGGAGACAACAAUAACACCAACAGAGGCCUUGUUUCGGCCAACGCCGCCGCUAAUUCCAACCGGAACAACAACGGCAGCCACCACAAGAAGCCGGAGUGGCUGCAGCAGUACGAUCUAAUAGGGAAGAUCGGAGAGGGUACCUAUGGCCUCGUGUUCCUUGCUAAAAUCAAACCCCCUUCGCCGAGUCGCGGUAAGUCCAUUGCCAUCAAGAAGUUCAAGCAAUCCAAGGACGGUGAUGGCGUCUCCCCAACUGCCAUCCGCGAAAUUAUGUUACUGCGGGAAAUAACACACGAGAAUGUCGUCAAGCUUGUAAAUGUUCAUAUCAAUCAUACAGAUAUGUCGCUGUAUCUAGCUUUUGAUUAUGCUGAACAUGACCUUUAUGAAAUCAUUAGACAUCAUCGGGACAAGGCUAACCAUCCCCUUAAUCAGUACACCGUUAAAUCUUUGCUUUGGCAACUUCUCAAUGGAUUGAACUAUCUCCACAGUAAUUGGAUAAUUCAUCGUGAUUUAAAGCCAUCGAAUAUUUUGGUAAUGGGUGAAGGAGAAGAACAAGGAUUGGUUAAAAUAGCUGAUUUUGGACUUGCAAGAAUAUACCAAGCUCCCUUGAAGCCAUUAUCUGAAAAUGGAGUUGUCGUCACCAUUUGGUAUCGUGCACCUGAACUUCUCCUUGGAGCAAAACACUAUACUAGUGCUGUUGAUAUGUGGGCUGUUGGAUGUAUUUUUGCUGAGCUCUUGACACUGAAGCCAUUGUUUCAAGGGCAAGAAGUCAAAGGGAAUCCAAAUCCUUUCCAGCUUGAUCAACUCGACAAGAUAUUUAAGGUUUUAGGUCAUCCCACGGUAGAGAAGUGGCCAACACUUGCUAAUCUUCCACAUUGGCAACAAGAUUUACAGCAUAUACAGGGACAUAAAUAUGACACUGCUGGAUUGUUUAAUGUUGUGCACCUUUCUCCAAAAAGUCCUGCGUAUGAUCUUCUAUCCAAAAUGCUUGAGUAUGAUCCUCGAAAGCGUAUAACAGCAGCCCAAGCUCUUGAGCAUGAGUAUUUUCGAUUAGAACCACUGCCAGGAUACAAUGCCCUAGUACCAAUUCAACCUGGAGAGAAGGUCAUUAAUUAUCCAACUCGCCCUGUGGACACAACCACGGAUUUUGAGGGAACAACUAGCCUUCAGCCCCCACAAACGGCGUCUGGAAAUGCUGUAAACAUGCAAGGUGCUCAUGCUGUGGCAGGCAGAUCUGUCCCUCGGCCGAUGAUAGGAGUUGGCAUGCCAAGGAUGCCGCCUCAGGGCAUGGGUCCUUAUAACCUUGCAUCUCAGGCUGGGAUGGGCAUGAAUCCUGGUGGCAUCCCUAUGCAGCGUGGUGUUUCUGCCCAAGCUCAUCAGCAACAACAGUUAAGGAGAAAAGAUCCAGGAAUGGGAAUGCCUGGCUAUCCUCCACAGCAGAAACAACAAAGACGCUACUGAGCAGUGGUAUCAGGAAGAUCUGAAAUUACUUGUGCGCUUCGCCAAAAUUUGUCCACGCCAUCUUACAAAGCCAAGGUGUUGCGUGUUGAUUUAUUUGCUAGCUGAGGUUCAUCAACUCGUCUGAAUAAGUUAACGACCAAGCAUGUUUCUUGACACAGUAUCGAUUGAUGUUAAUACAUCUCUCAACUUGCUUGCCUGCUCGGUUGCUGCACAGAUCAAAUGGGAGAAGGCAAGAAUUGCUCCCGGGCAUCAGUUUUCUUGAUAUUAAGCUCCUUCAUCUUGAUAUAAGGUAACUUGGCCUACAAAGAAAGUAGUCCUCUUGUAUGAUAAUACUCCAAGUUAAGUAGGGUUGUGUUUACUCGGGUAACACGAAACGGUUGCGUGUACUUUAUCUAUAAGGUUAGAGAAGUUGGAAAGGGAAAAAGAAGAUAGGAUUAUUGAACCCCCAUCCCCAAAGAGUAGAUCAGGCUCUACUUCCGUAGCCAUAUUUGGAUCUUUUGUGAAGUUUGCGUAGCUACUGUAAUGUAUUAUGGUUAUUUAUGACUUGAACGACUAAUUCUUUUUCAUCU